AUGCAGGAUCCAGAUGCGACAUCAGCACGAGAAGGAACAGAAGAAGGUUUGAUGGACCAUUUGGCUGAGACUGUUGCCUUCAUUCAACAACCCCCUUCACGUCUCUCACGGAGCAGUAAUGAAAUUCAAUGUGAUGAUCCUGCUCUCAUUACUACACCAAAAGAAACUGCCCCAACAACAGUGACGGCUCUUCCUUUUGAGCCUUUAUCUGUACCGCGUUCCUCUGUGCAUUUACCCACGUUUCCUGUAUCUUCUCCAAAAAGAAUAAGAGGACCUUGUAGACUAAAUAACAAGGGAAGAGGAUCAAUUUCUCAUCAAUUACAUGGAAGUGGACGAGAUUUGGGAACUCUCUCUGUAUUGGAUUUAGCAGCUAUGGACCUUGAUCACUUAAAGAGGUCAUUUCUUGCUCAUGCACACAUAUUUAGUCGAGCAGAUAUGGCAGAUUUAUACAAGUUAGCAGGAAAUGUAGCGAGAGAAUUAAUGCAGUAUGAACGUCAACAAGAACGCCUACAACGACGAAAACAACUUCAACGAAGCGCUCGUCAAAGACAAUCCGAAUCCCGAAAAAAUUCUGUAAGUACAACGAGUGAUGGUGGUGAAAGUGCUUAUGGUGUUAGUGUUACUUCUAUUGCGGAAGCUGCUAAUGGUACCGCUACGGAAUCUCUUACCCCAAUUGCAGAUUUCCCUUAUCAAAGAAUGCGAUUACUGCGUACAUGGUUGUAUGAUCGACUUGUACAGUGGUGUCUUGGUGAAUACGCAAAGUCAAUGAAAACCCGUCGUAGAGAUUCUCUUGGUGCUCGUUCUCCCUUCACCACGAAUUCUUUUCUUGGUAAUAAAGGAAAAAAAUCUAUGUCUGAUUUGUGGGUACCACCCAUGCCAACUAAACCACAAGGGUUUGAUAUCUAUGAUUCUCUUAGUGAUCGUUUAUUAGAACGGGAACCUAGUCUUUCAAUGGCAUUAGCAGAUGUUACAACAGAUGAACUUCUUAUUCCUUUACCAGUAUUUGUUUAUGUGUUUAGUCGAGCUAUAUUUCGUCUAUGCUUUAUAAAUAGGUUUCCAGCUAAGUUUUUCGCCUCUACCUCAGAAGGUUCAUUUUCGGAAACUGUUGAAACUAGCACUGGAGAAAUAAAGACUGAUGCCCCAUCUUCAGGAACUAAAGGUGGUCAUAUGAAUACAAAUACAGGGACUCGUACUUCUGCAAUUGAACGUGAUGGUACUUUAAUUCAAGAUGCUGGAUAUUUUCUUGAAGAGUGUAGACGUACAGUCAUACAUUUUUUUGAAAUACUAGAUCCAGAGCAAAAGGGUACAAUUAGUUGGUCUGCUUUUACGGAUUUACUGAUGGAACAAGUAGAGGCCCAACAUCGUAUUUUGAAACUUAAAGAAAGUUCAGAAGAAAAUGCCCAUAAUGAUGCCAGAGUGUUUGAUGAAUAUGUGUUAGAACCAUUUCCUACCGUUAUGCAACGAUUAGGAUAUAUUGGUGCUGUUACUGAAGUGCGGCAUAGUGAAUCUAUUAUUCUUGUAGAAGGCACACAUGAUUUUGCCGUUUGUGAUAGUUCCUAUAGUGGUCUUAUUCAACAUAAAUUGUUAGUGCGUACCGCAGAUGUUCUCUUUACACAUCGUCAAGGAGCACCAGAGGAAUGGGGUGCAGAACGAUGGGACGCGGUAACGGAAAGCGCUACAUCCCCAUCAAAAGAUAAGAAAUAUGAUGGAAAAUUUAUACGAUAUGAAGAUGGGAGAAGAAAUGGUGACGAGUCUGCAGAGAAGUUAUUACAUGAUUUACAAGGUAAUAAUAUGGAUCCUGAUGCUCUUGGGGAUGGGGAUGAUGUUAAUCGUAUUGGAGGUGGAGAACGUAUUGAUAGACGUACAAAGCCAAGUAUAGAAAGUGCUCUGCAAAUUCAAGAUGUAGCUCCUAAUUUACCAACUGUUUUGGUGACACUUCAUAAUGAUUUAACCCUCCGUUUAUUUAACAUGGAUCAACAUCUUUGGUUAAUACCAGAGACUAUUACUCUCAGUUGUGUAGAAACCAUUACCGCAAUGGAUUGGUGUACGGCUGGACCAAAUAGUGAUCCGGCAUUAAAAAAUUAUCUUUAUGUAGGUACACGAUCAGGUGAAGUUUACCGAGUAGAUGUUCAAGCCAUUUUACAACGUAUUGUUGCCGCAAGGAAUAUCAGUGGGGAUAUGUUAUCAACAGGUGUGGCCGCUACAACGACAGUUCGUUGUCAUUUGGAACCAUUUAUACUUCAACGGUGUGCUAUUCAUAAAGAAUUUGUUACUUCACUUUCUCUCACACCUGCAGGUGUUUUACUUUCUUCCAGUUUAGAUGGUACAGUUGUGUUGAGUCGUGCUAAUAAUUUAUCUCAACUACGAUCUUUUCGAGCAGAUCGGGAAGCUGGUGUACGUUUUGCAUGUAUUACACCUCUACGAAGUGCUAUUCUUACAUUAACUACUGGAAAUCGAGUUUCCCUUUGGGGUAAUACCCAACAUAGUUCCAGUCUUGAUCUUUAUGAUCCUAUUGCACCUCAUUACUUUCCUAUUAUUUCUGUGAAAGUGGAUGAAGGUUUGGAACAAAUUAUUACGGUAGACUCUAGUGGACAUGCAAAGGUAUGGAAUCUUCGUAGUGGUUUAGCAAAGGCAUCUUUUUACGCUUUAUCUGAUCAAGGAUUUAAUACAUUUCAUAAUCAUUACUCAGAUGAACAAGGUACUUCUCAGAAAGGUUAUCGCCUUUUUGAUGUAGAUGAAUCUGAAAAGAAACGACCUAGACUUCUUCAUGAUGCUAGAAAUCAACGAGAUGUUCCAUUACUUUUACAAACCACAAGUGCUACUAUAGAUGCAGCCAAUAAAGCUAUGCAAUUACAUCCUGCACGUUAUGUAGCCUAUGAUUCUUCUACUAAACGUUUAUUUGUAACAGGUUCACGAAAUAAUGUUGUUUGUGUUUUCGUUGGUGGAGCUACGGCGGUAAAGGCUCAUUCAGCUCCACUUCUUCACAUUACCGCAUGUGAACGUAAUCAAUGGAUUAUUAGUGUAAGUGUAGCAGACUGUCGUGUUUGGCAAUAUCAAAGUGGAAAUUUAGUUCUUGGGAUUAAAGCCAAUAAUCCAGAAUUUAUUAUGGCUCGUAUGAUGCCCGUAUUGGAUCACGGUAGUGGAUCUCCCACAACGGCACAAUUAGCUGCCGCUAAUGAAGAGGCUGAACGGCAUACAUUAGACGCAUGUAAACAACCACUUCCAACAUUAAAAGAUGUAAUGCGUGUUGUGAGUGAACGGGCGGAUGCCCAUCGUCGUAAUCGUAGUGUCAAACGAUUUUCAGAAGGGAAUGUGGGUGAAAGGGAUGGAUAUCAAAGUGGAUUAUCACAUCGAUUAGAAAGUGGACAUGAUAGUAAAAGAGCUCAUUCACCACUAGGAAGUUCUAAUAAAACUUCUGCAGGAAUUGCAAAUGCCCUUGAUACUGGUUCAUUAGUAGAUGAUGUACAGAAAAAUCAAGGUAUGUCUUAUAGGAUUGUCUGUGCACAUGUGGAUUCGCAGGAACGUUUUAUCUUUUAUGCUCUUAAUAAUGGUGACAUUCGUGUACAUCGUACAGAUUCAGGACGAUUAUCCAAAACGUUUAUAACUGUACCUCCAUCAAGUGAACUUAUUUUUGCCGCCGUACUUCAAUAUCGUCAUCUUUUUACAUCAUCAAGACAUUCUAUUGAUCGUAGAAGUAGUAGUAUGUCUGACGAUGGAGAGGUAAAUCGUCCUUUAUCAGCAGGAGGACCUAUUAAAGUACAAGAUAUUGCAUAUGUUCUUAAUCGUCUUUUACGAGAUGAGAAAAAAUUACCUCUUCAACAAGGAGAACAUAGUUCUAUUCAUAAAGAAGCUAUUGGGAUGAUGAUAUCACGAAAUUCAGAUGAAUUAAGUGUUGUCUAUGCAGAUGGUGUGAUUCGAUUUUUCCCUCUUAUAGGCAAUGCUGUACAGGCACAACGUCUUAUUAUUCCAGAGUUUCUCGUUUCCAAAGCUCUUUCUUAUUUACGAUUAGAUGGUUUCCUUCAAAGAAGAUUAGGGGUUAACUCAAAUGAGACGGGUGCCCUUAUGAGUAAGGAAACAGAAACUACGGAACCUCAAUUAAAUUAUAUUGUUGAGGCCGAUGCGGUAAGUUUUAUUACGGUAAGUCCUACAUUAGAUCUUGUCUGUAUUGUACAAGUAAAUGGACGAGUAUCGGUGAUGGAUACAAGUACGCCUGUGGGAACUAUUAUACAUGUAUUUAACAUGUCUGGAGAAGUCUCUGCGGUAAGUUUUCUUGGUGCCUAUCCUUGUUUAGUAGUAGCAGAUGCACAAGGUGGAAUUAAUUUUUUCCUUAUAAAAGGCUCUUCCAUGCUUGGACUAUUGGAUGACUUUUUCAAAGCUGUAUCAUUAUAUCAUCGAAAACAGCAAAGACGACAACAGCAGCAGCAACAACAACAACAACAACAGUCUUUACCAGAGAUAGGUCCAACGAAUGAGAGAAGACCAAAUAGUAGUUGUGCUAGAAGACAACAACAAGAACAACAAGAAAAAGAAAAAGAUGAACAAUCUCAACAUCAACAACAUAGUGCUGCAGCCACGCGUAUGUGGUGGUUUCGUACUUCAGGUACACCUACCGUACUGCAUUUCGAUCCUGUGCUUUGUACACUAUACAUUGGAACAACACAGGGACACAUCUCUUCUUAUCUUCUUCGUAAUUUGGUUUUAGCGUUUGACCUUAGCCCUGCUCUUGGGAGUCAUUUUACUAAAAAGAAAUCCACUGAACUACGCUCUAUACCUUCUGUAAAUCAAUAUACUGGAAAUGAACAACAGGUCUGUAAUCUCUUGUUAGUUUUCUUUGGUAUCACACCUGAACGAGUAAUGACAUAUGUUGAAACUGAACGGGUUUCUUCCUUUGCAACGUGGCGUGGGGUGAAUCGAGGAAUGAGUCAAAAGAAGAUUUCUGUUUCCUGGAGAGCUGUUGAACAACAACAACAACAACAACAACAGCAACAACAACAACAACAGCAACAACAACAACAACAACAACAACAACAGCAGCAACAACAACAACAACAACAACAACAACAACGGAGAGAAUCUUCUGAGGCUCAUAUGCCAGUUCCGACUAGUCCUUUUACACCAGGAGCAACCGAUAGACAAUCUACUGCUGGUCCACCAAAAGUAUGGAGACCUUCUCUUUCAUGGGUGUAUGAAUCUUGUAGGCCACUCUUUUAUUCGGAUUCAUUAUCAUCAUCUCAAAAACGUUCAGAUAAUAUACCAAUCAUAUAUGAUCUUGCAACUACUACACUUUCAGAUCUUCUUAUUGGAGCAGCUAUUCUUCAUAAUACAUUACAAUUACUAGCGAUGAGGCGUAAUAAUAGACCUACAACAGGAGGAGCAACAUCCAAAAAGAAAUCUGGAGAACCUAAUGAAGAUACAAAUGGAGUAGCUGCAGUAACACUCAGUCAGAGUGAAUUACGUCAGAUUCGUAGAUGUAUAGCUGAGGAAAUUUUGUAUCGAAAUGAAUUUUACUUUGAUAAAGAUCAUUUUUAUAAUGCUCCAUCAGAUCAAGUUAGAGUAUCUUGCAAUGUAGAGGAAGAAGUUGACGCUGAAAUACCAGAAAAUUUUAUGGAUGUGUUUUCAAGUUCUAUUACAGUAAGUUGGGUUGAAUUUCUCUUUCGACGACAUGUAAGGACAACCAUAAGUAAUUCUCCAAUUACUUUACUUUCACUAAAUGGAAUAUUAGAACGUGCUCGUUAUGAAAGACGUGAACGUGCCCGAUUACUACGAUUGGAGUUAGAAAUAGAAGAAGAAGCCGUUAUAUCUGUAACGAGUGGUGGUACUUCUGGACAACGGACACAUCAGUAUUCCUGUCCUACCACCAUUGCUGUAGACUGUGAUGCUUUUCUUGAAGGAUCAUCCCGAUAUAUGUUGGAUGAUUUACUUCGUCGUCGUCGUCAUCGCCGACGUGUGGAUGUGCGUGAAGAGGAUACAUUAUACAUGGGUGAGGGUGAGGGAGUACGAUGUAUCACAACACAACGUAAUGGAUUGGUGUUUGUAGGAAGUUCUGAUGGAUCAAUUACAUUAUGGUCACCUUAUGCCUGUGCACGGUUGCAGGAUUUACACCCGGGUAUGUUCUUAGAAGAAAGUAUUCGUAAACUUGGAGAGGCUGUAAAGUUGCAAAUUGCACAGAAAGUAGAUCGUGUAGUGCGUCGUCGACAACGGCAGGUGUAUGCGGCGGAGUCUAAUGAAGCGAAAGUACAUGAAAAUAUGAUGCAUAAUUUAGAUGUAAAGUAUAAAGUGGCUGUUAUGCGGAGAGAGUCUAUGCUUUCACUUAGUACGGGAUGGACUGGAAUAGGUAGGAGCAAACCAUCUACUAAUGGUGGUAGUAUUUUUCUUGGUAAUUGCGCUAGUAUUUCGCCAUCUCCUCAUGCAGGUGAAAGUAGGACUAGUGAUGCGGGAGUAAUGCCAAAAACUCCUGGAAGUCGUACACAUUCAAUACGAAAUAGUUUAUUUUCAUCACUACAAUCUCAAGAAAAAGAACGUACUUUACUAGAGAAAGAGAAAGAAUUACUUUUAGCUGUAUUAAAUAUGUCUCCUGCUAUGAUGUCGGCAAAAGGUAUUCUUCUUGAGGAUCUCUGUUUCCUUCCUCUGCAAAUGUCAAUGUUAUCCGAAUUGGAAGACUUUAAUGUAGAAGCGUAUGCAGCAGCUGUAAAGUUUGCUGUAACACGUCUUAUGCGGGAUUUGUGUGGUGAUAGAAGUAAUAAUAACAAUAGCAGCAAUGAUGAUGAUGAUGAUGAUGAUAAUAUAGGCGGUGAUCAUGAAAUGGCAAUGGGUGGAGGAUAUAAUGGUGGAAUGUUAGAUACAAAAUUAAAUACACGAUGGGGUUUCACUACACCAGGAGAGACCGAUGGGGGUGCCAUGGGGGAUGAUACCAUCACUUUUUACCUUUCUGCACAUGAGAAGGUUAUAUCGGCCUUUUAUAAUGAUAAUAGACUACUGCAAGAGGAUAGAACGCGAAGUAUGUCUUGGCGAAUGAUGAGAGGUACAACACGUGAUUCCCGUAUGUUUCAUAGUUCACAUAAUGCCGAACGACGUCACUCUCCUAGUGUUGUAAAUACGAAUAGUAGUGGUGUAAGUGAGAAAAACACCAAUACGAAUAGUGGUCAUGCAUCCAUAAAAGAUUCUCAACAAAAUGUUUCCCCAACAUGGUUUACCUCCUUUGAUCGUACACUACCACCAUAUGCACGUGCUGGAGCUGAAGAGGGAAAUGGUGCCAUUAAUGUUUCCGUUUCACUUCGUCGUGAAAAGGGACUUUGUGGUUGUAUGGCAUUAGAUCUACACCGAGUAGCGGGAGCCGCUCGCUGGCUUACCGCAGAAGAAGCCGUGCAGUUAAUUGUCUCUCGCGGUGAUGGAUUACUGCGAGCGGAGUCCUUUAGUGGACUCCAGCGGGCCCUCACACGCGGUCCAAUUCCACAGCCGAUGCGAAGUGAGACAUUAUUUGCCGAGACGGAUCCUCUGCGGUCGACUCCAGCGGGGCGGAGUCCCUUCAGCACAUGUGAACUUCUUCUCCUGCCGGCGACUGCAGACGGUGAGGAGAAUGAUGGGCCGGAGAACCCCACCGCACACUCACACCAUCCACAGCAACCGUCGGAUUCUCAUUCCACGGUGGAUAGUAAAAGUCUGGGAAAGACCUUCACCGCCACCACCCGCACAGAGGAGGGAACAAACACCACCACGACAACUUCAUCCACCACGAAGGAACGCCACACAUUCUUCAUCACGGAGUCCGAUCCCGAUCCCGCAGCGGCGACGAUGACUUCCGCAGCGGCGGCAUUUCUCGUCGCAGUCGCGGCAACGCCCGCCUCCGCGCGGGUCCAACCGUCGCAGCGGCAGAAACCACCCGUCGUUUCUCUCGGCAGUUCACUCUCCACGAUGGAGUGUGAUGACAACGGCGACGGCCGCGGGGUCGUGCGGAUGCAGUGGUCGCUGUUGAGUAAACAAUACUACCACAGGGCACAACUCGCACGAACAGGACGAACCGCCGCUCCACGUCCACAACAUGGAUCCAAACGAUUUUAUAAAACGACAGCGGCUCCAACGCUGAGUAAUCAGUCGGUUGAUAUACACAGAAGUGGAACGAAUAGAGAGAACAGCCCAUCGCAUCUCUUGGAUCAGCGAUUAACUCCAUCGGCGCUUUCACCCGUCUCUUCACAGGGGGAAACGAGUAGGAGUGGGGUUCUGAAUACGAAUGCAAAAUCCAAUCACACCAGUUAUAGCGGCAACAACAACAACAACAACAACAACAAUAAUACGAAGAAGAAAAAGAACAAUAACAGUGGUAGUCCACGAGGACGAUCCAUUUUAACACCCGUUAAUUCGGGAAGUUACUCAGGAGGAGGAGCAACGACUUCGCAACUGCUGCCUUCGUUGUCUCCAGAUCCUGAGAGGAGGGCCGUGGGUGUUCGCCAACCGCAGGGAGUAACAGAGAGGGCUCCAACAACACGGCGUGGUCUGCAAGCAACAUCAUCUGGACAGUCAAGAAGACGUGCGGUAUAA
This is a messenger RNA of Trypanosoma theileri, 8535 nucleotides long. RefSeq lists its product as uncharacterized. The transcript has a single exon. The record is from RefSeq and is a predicted model, not a curated record. Gene Ontology annotation, molecular function: protein binding. Lineage: Eukaryota; Euglenozoa; Kinetoplastea; Trypanosomatida; Trypanosomatidae. The coding region runs from base 1 to 8535 and encodes 2844 amino acids.